Messenger RNA from Pseudopipra pipra, 2268 nucleotides. It is a transcript of the gene SEPTIN7, whose product is annotated as septin 7. The record is from RefSeq and is a predicted model, not a curated record. Gene Ontology annotation, biological process: intracellular protein localization; cilium assembly; cytoskeleton-dependent cytokinesis. NCBI's taxonomy places the organism in Eukaryota, Metazoa, Chordata, Aves, Passeriformes, Pipridae. The transcript is spliced from 14 exons. Gene Ontology annotation, cellular component: septin ring; septin complex; cell division site. Bases 112 to 1287 code for a protein of 391 amino acids. Gene Ontology annotation, molecular function: GTPase activity; molecular adaptor activity; GTP binding.
GUUGUUUACAAAGUAGCUCAACAGAAGAACCUUGAAGGAUAUGUGGGGUUUGCAAACCUUCCAAAUCAAGUUUACCGGAAGUCUGUGAAGAGAGGAUUUGAAUUCACACUCAUGGUAGUAGGUGAAUCUGGACUGGGAAAAUCAACAUUAAUCAACUCAUUAUUCUUAACAGAACUGUAUUCCCCAGAGUAUCCAGGUCCUUCCCACAGAAUUAAAAAGACUGUACAGGUUGAACAGUCAAAAGUUUUAAUCAAAGAGGGUGGUGUUCAGUUACUACUCACAAUAGUUGACACACCAGGAUUUGGAGAUGCUGUGGAUAAUAGUAAUUGCUGGCAGCCAGUUAUCGACUACAUUGACAGUAAGUUUGAGGACUACCUGAAUGCAGAAUCUCGAGUGAACAGGCGUCAGAUGCCAGAUAAUAGAGUGCAGUGUUGUUUAUACUUCAUUGCUCCUUCAGGACAUGGACUUAAGCCUUUGGAUAUAGAGUUUAUGAAGCGCCUGCAUGAAAAAGUGAAUAUCAUUCCACUUAUUGCCAAAGCAGACACACUUACACCUGAGGAAUGCCAACAGUUCAAAAAACAGAUAAUGAAAGAAAUCCAAGAACACAAAAUUAAAAUAUAUGAAUUUCCAGAAACAGAUGAUGAAGAAGAAAAUAAAAUUGUUAAAAAGAUAAAGGACCGUUUACCUCUUGCUGUGGUAGGUAGUAAUACGAUCAUUGAAGUCAAUGGCAAGAGAGUUAGAGGAAGGCAGUACCCAUGGGGUGUUGCAGAAGUUGAAAAUGGUGAACACUGUGACUUCACAAUUCUGAGGAACAUGUUGAUAAGAACUCAUAUGCAGGACCUGAAGGAUGUCACUAACAAUGUACAUUAUGAGAACUACAGAAGCAGAAAACUGGCAGCUGUUACAUACAACGGUGUUGACAACAACAAAAAUAAAGGGCAGCUAACAAAAUUUGACACAGUUGAAGGCAUGAGCCCAUUGGCACAGAUGGAGGAGGAAAGGAGGGAGCAUGUAGCCAAAAUGAAAAAAAUGGAAAUGGAAAUGGAACAGGUGUUUGAGAUGAAAGUCAAAGAAAAAGUUCAGAAACUGAAGGACUCUGAAGCUGAGCUGCAGCGACGCCAUGAACAAAUGAAAAAGAAUUUGGAGGCACAACACAAAGAAUUAGAGGAAAAGCGUCGCCAGUUUGAGGACGAGAAAGCAAACUGGGAAGCUCAACAACGUAUUUUGGAACAACAGAAUUCUUCCAGAACCUUGGAGAAGAAUAAGAAGAAAGGGAAGAUAUUUUAAAUGCAUCAUUUUGACCACCAGUUAUGUAUUAGUUGCCAAUAUGCCAGCCUGGACAUCAGUGUUUGUUGGAUCCGUUUGACCAAUUUUGCACCAGUUGUAUCCAUAGUAAUGGAUUUAACAGCAUGACAAAUUUUUGUUAAUUUUGAUGGAGAAUGAGAUGCCUUGAAUUGUCUAGGGUGUUGUGUACUUGGAAAAAUAACAGCUCUAAGUACCUUUUUUAACUUUUUUUUUUUCAACAGGUGUCAUUUUAAUGCAAAAGAAAACAUUUUACUGUUGUACAAUCAUGUUCUGGUGGUUUAACGGUUUACAGGAUAUUAAAAAAUGCAGGACUCUAGACGGUUUUUAGUGAGGAUAAAUUGCCAUAAUAUGAUGCAAACAAUGCUUCUCUAUUAUUAUUAUACAUGAAUUCCAUUCAGUGCAGCAUAUACAAUAAUGUAAUUUAGUCUAACACAGUUGACCCUAUUUUUGACACUUCCAUUGUUUAAAAGGACACAUGGAAAAACAGAAGUUGUAAGCUUACAGUGCACCUAAGCUUUUUAUAACAACCCUUUUAUGUUUUGGAUUCUUUAAAUAUAUGCUAUUCUCAUUUAGUAACUUCUUUAGCCAGAAGGAUCUCAUUACUGCUUCAUUUUUUGUAAUAACAUUUAAUUUAGAUAUUUUUCCAUAUAUUGGCCCUCCUAAAUAGAAUAUAGCUUCUUUCAUAUGGUAGGAACCAGUGAGUAAAACUUUCCUUUAACUCCCUUUUUACAUUUUAUGGUAAGUAGCAGGAAAACGCAUUUAUAGGUCAUUUCUAGGCAAAAUUGUGGAGUUAACUACCAACCUGUUUCUACCUGUGUGCAGUCUUUCUUUAUUUUACUAGAAAUGGGAAAAUGGCCUCGAGAAAAAAAUCACCAUUUUGCAUUUAGCUGUAUUCAUAUACUGCAUUUCUGUAUUUUUGUUUGUAUUGUAAAAAGUUACAUAAUAAACAAUGUUGUGAUGUAA